AACAGAAGAGACGAGAUUUUGGUUGAAGCGAUCUUAAAGUAUUCAGGCAUUGAAAUAAAUCUCGUGCCAACAUGUUUUUCGUAAUAAACAUAUGUGUGAUAUCAUUUUGCUGUGUCCACGCACACAGGUUUGACUACGAGUACUCCCAAGAGGCCGAUGGCUGGCUAAAGCUACACCGGGUACCGGCAACUUGGCAAGACGCUUAUCUCAACUGCUAUUAUGAAGGUGCUGUCUUAGCCUCUCCAGAAAAUGAAAAUAUGAAGUUGGCGCUAACAAAAUUAAACAUUUUAUCAAAUUGUGGCAUAUACAUUGGCGUUCACGCGACGUUCGGCAAAGGGGCCUACUUCUCAGUAAAGGGAACACCGUUAUCUCGCAUGCCAGUCACCUGGGCCCCUGACGAGCCCGACAACUCGAACAACGCCGAGGACUGCCUCCUUAUGCUGUCGAACGGUACCAUGGCUGAUGUCAAGUGCUCGGAGACCUUCCCUUAUUUUUGUUACAUCAGUCAAGAGCAGGCAAAGAAGGAGAUUAACGCGUGCGGUACAAUGGACGAAGAAUACUCUUUGGACACAAGAACAGGUAGCUGCUAUAAAGUGCACAGGUCCCCUCUGAAUUGGACACGUGCAUUCGUCGCUUGCGCACGCGAGGGUGGCCAUCUUGCUGUCAUCAACAGUAUCAUGGAAGCUCAGAUCAUCGCCACGCUGUGGAACAAUGCCCGUCCCCACUUUGUAGCCGGGAAGUAUAACAGAGACAUUGCUUUCUUAGGGUUCAAAACUAUCGAAAAUAAAUUCCAAUGGAUGACUAUACAUGGACAAACGCUUGCGGCAGCCGGGUAUAACCGGUGGUCCGACGGUCAACCUGACAAUCCAGGAGUCCAGAACUGCGGUGCUAUGUUCCGGAACGGGCUGCUAGACGACAACAACUGCGACAACACACUCCCUUUUAUCUGUGAGAAGGACCCGGCUAGUUUACUCUCGGAUCCAUUUAGUCAAUAGUUUUGUAAUGCGUCGCACGACGGCCACGAAACGUACGCUCGACGCUGACACCGACCAACAUACAUUGAUAAAUAAGUUUUUGGCAAAAAUUACAUUUUUGGUACAAGCUUUUAUCGCUGACUGUUCUUUUCUUACGUCAGACAACUAAUACUCAUCGAGACAAUUCUAAAAACCCCUAACACAAUUAGGUUGCGUUGUUUCAUCACAGAGUUCCUAUGGCCACCUCCUCUCUCCAUCAUCAGAUCAGUUCGCCAGUACCAUUAUUAUUGUAUUGUCAUCAGAACUACAUACAGCUGCAAUUGCAAUUUUCAUGACGCUACGAUCCUUGGAAGAUGGUUAAAUUAGCUACCUUAUAUUCCAUUACAUAGUUAGUUACAUACAGGUCGACCUAAUAAAAA
Cydia splendana is the source of this 1393-nucleotide messenger RNA. RefSeq names its product C-type mannose receptor 2-like. The transcript is spliced from 7 exons. The record is from RefSeq and is a predicted model, not a curated record. NCBI's taxonomy places the organism in Eukaryota, Metazoa, Arthropoda, Insecta, Lepidoptera, Tortricidae. Bases 72 to 995 code for a protein of 307 amino acids.